Molecule: messenger RNA, 1821 nt
Organism: Thamnophis elegans (Western terrestrial garter snake)
Lineage: Eukaryota; Metazoa; Chordata; Lepidosauria; Squamata; Natricidae
Product: RING finger protein 227-like
Exons: 2
Coding region: 14-631 (205 amino acids)
Biological process (GO): protein ubiquitination
Molecular function (GO): ubiquitin protein ligase activity
Source: RefSeq, a predicted model, not a curated record
AAGAAGGAAGGCAAUGUCGGCGGUGGAAGAGGAGGUCGAGAGCGAAGGGACGUCGGAGCUGGAGUGCGGCAUCUGCUGCAUGCCUUACGACCGCUGCGGCCGCGCGCCUCGGCGGCUGGGCGGCGCGCGCGGCUCCUGGAAGCCCUCGCGCUGCCGCCACGUGAUCUGCAGCGCCUGCGUCUGCCAGCUGGCGCGCGAGGGCUGGUGGGAGGAGGUCACGUGCCCCUACUGCCGGGCCGUCACCUCCCUCCGCGAGCGCGGCAACCUGCUGGCGGCCGGCGUCAGGCGGAGCAGCGGCGGCUGGCGGCGCCGCCUGGUCCUGCCGCCCAUCGACGCCGAGCUCUGGCAGAGGGUCGUGCUCCGGGAGCGGGAACCGGAGCAGGCCGCCCGCGUGGAGCGCUUAGCCGGCGACGACGAGGAGGAGGAGGAGCAAGAGAGCGGCGAGGACGUGCAAUGGCGCCCCUGGCGGACGCUGAAGAGACUCCUCAAGGGAGGUGGCCAAGCGCAUGCGCGGGAUGGGAGAGGGCGGGCCCGCGGCGGCUCCGGCCCCACGUGGCGGAGGCGGCAACCAAUCAACCCCUACGGUUCUGAGACGAAGGACCUGGCCCUCGUGACUUGCUACGUCAUCUGAAAACCAACGGUCACUUUGAACGGAUGAACUAUGUUGUGGUCGGUUGCAUCGAGGGGACCGGCUAUCUGGGGAAGGCAGCAGCACCCUCUCCCUUUGAAAUACUCCUUUUGCAUUAUCGUCGACAGUGGCCUAAGAAGUAUCGACAGAAAUUAUUUCGCCUUCUCACUGUGAAAUGCAGAUGGUGAUAGAAGUUACAACCGAAGAAAGAAUUCUAUCAUCUUCCCCUUUUGGAAAAGUUAAAAGGGCUGGAUUUUUUUUUUUUUUAAUUCUUCGGAGAUGUUAAUAGCCUCCCCUUAAAGGCGUUCAUAAUUUAGACAAACUCGGACAUUAUUCUCUGGAAGUGCUUCUUCCUCAGAUACCCUGGCAAAAUAACAAUCCACGUGACUAAAUAUAUACAUAUAUUAAAUGAAUCCCUUUUUGACACAGGUCAUUGAUUCCUUAGAGAAGCAGGACAAAGGAGUACUGGGCGAUCUAUUAUCAUCCUAGUUUGCGGUGUUUUUUCUUCCCAUCCAAGGCUGAAAUAUUUUGCCCGGCAUCUUUCCAACCCACAGAGAACCCGAUGAAGGUUUAAAACACCAUGAAGACCAAUUUAUAUUAAUCAUCGUCUCUGGAACGACGGGGCAAUGGGCCUUCUGCCCCUGAAGUAGAAUGGACGUUUCUGCUAGGAAUUUUAUUUAUUUCUCUGGUUGGAUUGGAACCUCCUUCGCAUCCAGAGACCUGAAAUGAAAGAAAGCCGAUCAAAUGUGACUUUUAGCAAUAUUUCUGGUGUGUAGGAGGAGGAGCUUUCUCUUGGUUUCUUAGAUGAGGAACUGAAAUGAAAGAGGUCCAAAGUCACAGCAGCUCCUGAGGAAAUAACGUCCUUUUCGAAGAUAAAUGUCCUCUUGUGAUUGUUUUCGACAAGGUCACUCCGAGUUGCGUCUUUUGUCAGGAUGGUUUUCUUUGCUUGUACAGAUUAUGAACUAAAAAACCCGGUCCUUUUUCUGUGCAUGAAGGGUUUUGCCUCUGGAGACGGAGAUUGUGCGACCUUGUCAGGCGUCGAGUUUCAAAUGCUGUAUCUAUAUAUUUUUGAAAGAAUCCAUUUCUGUGAAAUGUGUUUUGAACCCCUUCCUAACUUAAUAUUUAUAUUCUGCUGUCAUCGUUUGGCAGUUGUUAAGUUAUUUGAUGUUAAAUAAAAGACGUAGGAUUUUAAA